This is a messenger RNA of Heteronotia binoei (common prickly gecko), 723 nucleotides long. RefSeq lists its product as uncharacterized. Gene Ontology annotation, molecular function: DNA binding. The coding region runs from base 1 to 723 and encodes 240 amino acids. The record is from RefSeq and is a predicted model, not a curated record. Lineage: Eukaryota; Metazoa; Chordata; Lepidosauria; Squamata; Gekkonidae. The transcript has 3 exons.
AUGGAAGAUGGAGAAGUCCAGCAAGAUCUGGCAACGUCUUCUAGCCCAAACAAGGAACAACCCCUCAACAUCGUAACAACUGAGCCAAUAACACCUCGCUCUUCUAGUCUUUUUCACCCACCGCCUCCUUUUCUAACAAUAUCUGCUUCAGGAACAUACCAGAAAGUCACGGCAAGGUCAAGCCCUAUGAACAGAGACUACAGCCCUUUAGGAUCAAGGAGGAAAUCGGAUGAUCUUCUAGCCCUCAGUGAGAAACACAUCUCUCUAAAAAGGGACGAGAAGAUCGAACAACUGGAAAGGAUGGUCUUCAACCUCCAGCAAGAAGUCUUCUCCUUGAAGCAGAAAGUACAUCUCCUGGAGGCCUCCUCGUCGAAGGAGCCAGAAGCUCCGCACCAGCCCUGCGAGGCAGACAAACUCUUCAACGGCUACACCAGGGAGCAACUCCGAGAAGCCAUCCGGUUUGACCAGAAAAUCAGCACCGCUUGCAAGACGCUGCUUCACAAGCUCUUCACGUCCGACUAUAUCCAAAGCCACUCCAUCACAGGGAGACGGGGGAAUACAUUCCGGGAAGCGAAGCCCAUGAUGGACGAAAGGUGCAUCAAAAUCAUUCGGGUGUUGCUGAAGCAGAAGUUCGGGGACCAUCUGAGUGACACCGUCAUCACCGAGAAGAUCCAAAAUGUGCAGAAGGCCCUGAGGCAGAAAUACAAGGCGGAGUGCCUUUGA